GGCCGCCGGGGGGCGGGGGAUGCCGGGCUGCCGCAUUAGCGCCUGCGGCCCAGGGGCCCAGGAAGGGACGGCAGAACCGGGGUCCCCCCCGCCGCCGCCCCGGGAGCCCCUGGCGUGCCCUGAACCCCCGCCCCCAACUCCGACCUUGACCCCGACCCCGCCGCCCGGACGGGCCCUCGCCGGCGAUGGCGCCGCCUACGCGGAUGGACGGAGCGGCCGACGGCGGGAGGAGACGGCCGGGGGGCCAGGGGCCCAGAGAAGGAGGCUGAGCUCCUCCUAACUCUUCAGAGCCUCCACUGUAUGGAUCUGGACUCCUGGAUUCUGCUCCUUCCCUGGACUCCUUCAGGAAGACUCCGAGAAUUGGCCCUAUGUGGCCUCAGCUCCCCCUUUGUGGAAGCACUCACCUCACAGUGGCAAGGGGCUGGCUUCUGGGGAACACUAUGAAUUUUUAUGCCACAUUUGACGUUGCUUACACCGUACGGCUGGAGAUGUUACCACAAGGCCGAGAAACAGUCAGAUUAUUUGAGAGGGAAGGAAACAUUUCCAUCGUGACAAUGAAAAGGGUCUCGUUUAGAGAGAGUCAUCAUUCUUAAGUCAGUCUCGGCACAGCUGGAGCCCACAUUUUGGUAGAUGUCAUUGCUUCCUAGUCUAAUGGUGCCAGGAGGCCUGUUUGAGGGAACACAUUAAGAAACAGUUUCCUCACCUCCUGUCCUUGUUCUCCCCACGAGGGGUGUGCCUGUGGCCUCCCCACAGACAAUCAUCUGCUGCCUCCUGCGAGGGGGCACGUCUCUUCUCAGGAAGAGGUGGUGGCAACAUAAAACUUCCAAGCAAAGUUUGAAGUGCAAAAAGGAAACACAUUUAUUCAAGUAUCCUGAUAAAGAGGGAAGGGGACGCACUUACACACACACGUAACCCAACACUUGUAGACUUGUGCAGAGCAAAUGUAUACUGACCCUGUGCCCUGACAUACAUUCAGGAAGAAUAAAUUUCAAUCAUGUAAGACGGAA
Molecule: messenger RNA, 1007 nt
Organism: Chinchilla lanigera (long-tailed chinchilla)
Lineage: Eukaryota; Metazoa; Chordata; Mammalia; Rodentia; Chinchillidae
Gene: Trnp1
Product: TMF1-regulated nuclear protein 1
Biological process (GO): regulation of cell population proliferation
Cellular component (GO): nucleus
Molecular function (GO): DNA binding
Source: RefSeq, a predicted model, not a curated record